Molecule: messenger RNA, 2063 nt
Organism: Spirodela intermedia
Lineage: Eukaryota; Viridiplantae; Streptophyta; Magnoliopsida; Alismatales; Araceae
Source: the annotation of a GenBank genome assembly
AUGGGUCAAACAUGGCCUCAAAGAUGUGCUUAGUAGGUGAUGCAUCUAAGAGAGUCAAACAAGUUGACAUUAUUAAUGAAUGUGCUUUUUCUCCUCUGAUCUAGUCCAUCAAUAUUGGGAAAUGUAACUAGCAUAUUCACUCAUUAUCUGUCAUUAAGUUUUUUGGAUAUCAACAAAUAAAAAUAAUAAAAAAAAUCUGAUAAAAAAUAUAUUUUGUGUUAUGCAUAAUUGGACGAAAAUCUAACAUCCAAUCUUUUUUUUUUAUGAUACUCUUUACAUAUAAAUCCAUAAAAAGAAUCAUUUAGGGACAUGUGUAAAUGUAAAUGAGAAAAAAAUGAUUUAAUAAUAUAUGACAAAUUUUAUAGAGAAAAUUCUAAAAAAUGAGUAAAUGAGUCAACUAAGUGAGUUGACCCAAUAGCCAUGUGAGUCAACCCAAAAACUAGUUGAGUCUACUUAGUGAAUUAACUCAAUAGUUAGGAGUCCAAUCAAAGAUAAAUAAAAAAGAAGAUUUUUCUCUUGUAUGAAAUACAAUCCACAAUUCAAAGUUAAUAACAAGUAUCUUUAAUCGAUAAAAUCUUAAUCAUUUAUGUUUUAAUAGAUGAUUUAUUAAGUUCCAUAAAUAGCUCAUAAUAUUAACUUUCAAGCAAUACAUUAACUCAAUUUAUUUUUGGCACAUAUCAUUGUUUGCUUUUUAGAUGAAAUAAUGAUUUUGGAUCUGCAAUGGGUAUGUGGAUAUCUGAGCCCAUGUUGAUUUGGUGAAAGGUCCAAGGACAUAUUCCUCAAAGUAAAAAUUGAAAUAUGGAGAAAAUUAUCUUGUUUCAAAGUUGGUACCCCCAAACCCCUAUUAUAAAUAAGGGGUGAUCUUGGUCAUUUAGUUUGAAAUAAAUGUAGAAUAACAUUAGCUCUUCCUCAAAGGUUUUGUUAAGGUCUUCUCAUGGAAUAGUAAUGUGAAAGAUGAACAAGACCUAGGUUGAAUUCACAAAGCUUAAAUUUUGGAGAAGAAAUAAACAUAUGAAUUCAUAGAUUUAAAGUCUUCAACUUUUGAAUCCAGAAAGGGAUGUUUGAAUUCACAAAGAAAGGAGGAUAGUUCUCAUAAUAAAAAAAAUAAUUUAACACAAAAAAAGUGUCAUCCUUAGGUCACAAUGUUUGAGGCACUUCUAAAAGAAGGAUCUUGAACAAAUCGUAGAGAAUGUGGUUUAUGAAUGUCUACGUGGUGGACUUAAUUUUACCAAGGAUGAUCAAAAUAUGAACUCACAACCAUUUAUGCAUUGGGGAAACUAUUUCUUAUUUUGUGCUGAAGCAAUUUAUAAAUCACAAGCCAAAAUAGGUGAAAUUAAAGGGCAUUACUUAAAUGCUAUUGUAGGUAUUUGUGAAGAAAUGAUCAAAAGGGUUGUGUUUGCCAAAGAAUUAGGAGUCCCUAUUGUAAUGCAUGACUAUAUGACUAAGGGAUUCAUUGUAAAUGCUAGUUUAGUAAUUUAUUGCCAAGACAACGGCCUACUUCUUCACAUCCACCACACAAUACAUGCAAUUAUUGAUAGACAGAAAAAUCAUGGUAUGCAUUUCCAUGUACUAGCUAAAGCAUUAUGUAUGUCUAGUGGGGAUCAUAUUCACUCUGGUACAGGUAAACUGGAAGGUCAAUGUGAGAUGACUUUAGGUUUCGUUGAUUUAUUACGUGAUGAUUAUAUUGAAAAAGACCAAAGUCGUGGUAUUUUCCUAACUCAAGAUUGGGUCUCUAUACCAGGUGUUCUACCUGUGGCUUUAGGGGUAUUCAUGUUUGGCAUAUGUCUACCUUGACUGAGAUCUUUAGAGAUGAUUCCGUACUACAAUUUGGUGGCAAAACUUUAGAACACCCUUGAGGAAAUGCACCUAGUGCAGUAGCUAAUUGUGUAACUUUAAAAGCGUGUGUACAAGCUCAUAAUGAGGGAUGUGAUCUUGCUCGUGAAGGUAAUGAAAUUAUUUGUGAAGCUUGCAAAUGGAGUCCUGAACUAGUCGCUGCUUGUGAAGUUUGGAAAGAGAUCAAAUUUGAGUUCAAAUCAGUAGAUAAACUAGAUGUUAAAGGCUAA